This is a messenger RNA of Gongylonema pulchrum, 522 nucleotides long. The record is from the annotation of a GenBank genome assembly. NCBI's taxonomy places the organism in Eukaryota, Metazoa, Nematoda, Chromadorea, Rhabditida, Gongylonematidae.
AUGGAGGAGCCAGGCCGAGAUUUUUUUCAGCUUCCAUUCGUUAAUUUGAGGGUGGAUGAAGGUGGAGGGCCCAAAGGAUUUUCAACAGGAGUAAAAUUUUUAUUGAUGGACGAAGAGCUGAAAGAAAUACAGGGACUUUUGGAAGAUGCAGAUCAUGUUGCAGCGACUUCCCUCAAAAAGUAUGUUAAAAUUGUUCUUCCACAUGUUGUUCUUGUCGCUGUUGUGUGCCUGUAUGCCGUUGCUGGUGCAUGGAUUUUCUACAGUCUUGAAUCGCCGCAUGAAGAUAAGCUGAAAAAAAUUGGAGUGCAAAGUAUCAAGGAGCUGCGAAAAGAAUUGGUCCAGGUGCUGUGGUCAAAGCGUGAUCAGAUGAAGACAGCAGGGAUGCACAGCUGGACACGGCUGACCGAUACAAAACUCCAAAAAUUCAAUGAAUAUUUAUCCGGUCGCGAUCAGUACGAAGUGAAAAGCUCUGGACUACGAGUAGUGCAAUAUUUUUUGCAGCAACAACUAUGGCUACUAUAG